UUAGUUCUUAUAUGAAUUAUCUAGCUGUUAAAUUUCGUUUUAACACGUGUGAGUUCGGGUAAAUAAAUUGUGCACUUUUAUUUGGCAUACUGUUUCAUUAUAAAUUGGACACAGACAGACGUCCGCGUAAACAGACGGCCACGGAGAAAUGUGGUCACCAUGGGGACGCUCCUGGUGGCGAGUAUUGAUUUCGGGACUACUUUUUCCGGCUGGGCGUUCUCGUUCAAGCACGAGUUCGAGCGUGAUCCGGGCAAGGUUUACGCCAAGCAAUGGACGGGCUCACAAAUAGUCUCUCUGAAAGCGCCAACGUGCGCGCUCAUUCGCCCGUGCGGUGCAGUUUUGGAGCACUUCGGAUACGAAGCGGAAAGUCGGUACUCUGACCUUGCUCUGGAGAAGUUACACGGGGACUGGUUUUACUUUAAACGCUUCAAGAUGAUGCUGUUCAAUAAAAUGGACUUGCACCGAGAUACCGAGAUUGAGGAUGCCAUGGGUAAAAAGCUGCCAGCAAGGAUCGUGUUCUCACUGUGUAUCAAAUACCUCAAGGACGACGCAAUGAAGACGAUCAACACUCGUUUGACCGGGGACGAGAUAAGAGAGAACGAUAUUCGGUGGGUUUUAACAGUUCCCGCCAUUUGGAAUGACGCUGCAAAACAGUUCAUGCGCGAGGCAGCGGAAGAGGCCAAAAUCGACGGACGAAACCUACUUAUCGCGUUAGAGCCAGAGUCUGCUUCUUUAUACUGCCACCAUCUCCCGUCAGAGGUGAGCGCGGGAUCAGUGUCUACAUUCCAGCCGGGAACCAAGUACAUGAUCUUAGAUGCCGGCGGCGGCACAGUGGACAUCACUGUACACCAGGUGGCGCACAACGGCGGACUCGUGGAGCUGCACAAGGCGAGUGGCGGCGCAUGGGGAGGAACCAAGGUAGACGAGGCGUACGAGAAGUUCCUCGAGGAGAUCACCGGAAAUAAUGGUGUAAUGACGCGCUUUAAAGAGGACAACAUGGAAAACUACGUGGAUUUAAUGCGGGACUUUGAAGUAAAGAAAAGAGAAAUAAAUCCUACCGCACAGUGUAACUUCAGGUUACCUUCCUCCUUGAUCGAAAUGAUCAGAGACUUGACGAAGAAACCGUUGAAAGAUUUGAUAGCGACGUCCCGCUACAAAGACAAACUAACGAUCCUGGGAGACAAACUGCGCCUUGCUGGCGAACUCGCCACGUCCUUGUUCGACCUGCCCAUCCAAAGCAUCAUUGCUCACGUGACCUCGUUACUGGAGAAACCGAACGUGACCGAUUGCCACAUCAUCGUCAUGGUAGGCGGAUUCUCGGAAGCGGCGAUCCUUCAGAGCAGAGUGAAGGAAGCAUUCCCACACGUCAAAGUCAUAACGCCGAGCGACGCCGGGGUGGCAGUCUUAAAAGGAGCCGUCAUAUUUGGUCACAAUCCCGGUGCGAUUGCCCAGCGUGUCUUGAAGUUAUCCUACGGUCAAGAGGCGACGCAUCCUUUCACCGAAGAUUGCUUGAAAAAACACCCCAAGGCGGAUCGGGAACGAGAUGAUAAUGGCAUUGUGAGGUGUUUCAACGUCGUGGACAUCCACGCCAGAGCUGGUCAAGCGGUCACCGAGGGUCAGCUGCAGUCGGAGCAAGUGUACACGCCGCUGUACGAUGACCAGCAUGAAAUGGAGAGCGCCGUACUGACCAGUCCACUAGAGGACCCGCAAUACGUCACGGACUGCACGGAAAUCGGGAAGUGGACCUUUCCUAUCAAGGAUGCCGGGAAGAAAGGGAAGGAACGAGAGUUUGGGGUCAGUUUCAUGUUCGGAGGGACGGAAGUAAAGGUGAAGAUCGUCGACAAGGCAACCGGAGAAAUAAAAGAACUACGUCUAAAUUGCUUGGGAUAGAUAUGGUGCGUAACUGUAAUAUAGUCAUUUUGUGUGGGUCGAUACUUUUCACAGCGUUGAAAGUGCUUAACAUCAGUUAUAAUUCAAUGCUCUUAAGUAGCUGUUUAUACUGAGUGUUCAAUGUUGCCAGCACUACCAAGAUUGACGCAAAUAAUCAUUUACUUUGUUCUUGUUUGCGUGUUAUCUAUUCGGACUUUGCUGUCAUUCCUGACGCUAAAAUUAUGAAAAGCAAUUCCUGUUUAAGUAUUAAUCAUAAUUGUGAGGUAUGUAUGUUUACUGCUUAUUUCAGCAAAAAUGUGUUUUUGAUUCAUGCGUACGUGUUUUGUUGUUGCUUCUGUGAAACCGGUGGAGUUUUGAAAGUGAAUUAUAUUGUUAUACGAAUGCUGUAAUUAAGCUAAAUAGUAUACAUUAUUUUAUUUUUUUUGUCAAAUGCUGUGAUGUAGUGUCAGUUGAAUUUGUUGUCGUGUACAUUGCUUAUACAUGAGUAUUUCAACUUCUAUUUCUUUAUUCAUAGCUACAAUUAAUGAAGGUCAAAACGCAUUAAAAUCGCACGUAUUUAAGAAAACAUACAGAAUAAGCUUUCUGUUCAGCCUUCAAUGUGUUGAUGUUAUGUAAAAAAUGUCUUUAUGUGACACAUGAACCUUUGGAGCUAAACAGCCCAAGUAUAAGGACGGUGGAAAAAUCUAAAUCUACAAUGCUACCAUAUCGGUUCAACUUCAGACAUACGACCUCGAUAUCAAUCAGCUUAACACAUGCAAAAUCUUUUAAGUUCAAUGUGCGAAUCUCAUUUCUGAUUCGUAUACAACGAUAAUUUUCCAGAUAUUAUCAACAAUAUAACGAAAACAACAACAACAAAACAAAACAGAAAUAAUAUUAAUUAGUCCACAGUGUUAGUGGUUAAAAAAUCUUCUAACUUCAAUGAGCAAAUAAUCUUGAGCAACAAUACGGUAUUCAACAAAGAAACGGAUGUAGACGUGCUUUUGCUGUGUGUGUGUGUGUGUGUGUGGUGUGGGGGGAGGGGUGCUCACGGCCGUUAAUCACGCGCGCCACCUCUUUUUUUGAGAUUCAUUAAUAAAUGAGCCAAUGCAACUUCCGAGGUGGCGCUCAGGCCCGGAUGUUUUGAAAUUUCAUGGAUAAUUUUACAGGGUGAUUAGGUUUUAUAUGUUUUGUAUGAUGAUGCAGUCUUUAAGACCGUAAUCUUCACGGAGUAAAGGGGCAUCUUCCCUACAAAGUUCAUGUACCUCGAUACCAUAAUUCAAUAAAACGUAUGAAAAAAUA
Dreissena polymorpha is the source of this 3168-nucleotide messenger RNA. Its product is annotated as heat shock 70 kDa protein 12A-like. Bases 160 to 1890 code for a protein of 576 amino acids. The transcript is spliced from 8 exons. The record is from RefSeq and is a predicted model, not a curated record. Lineage: Eukaryota; Metazoa; Mollusca; Bivalvia; Myida; Dreissenidae. Gene Ontology annotation, molecular function: ATP-dependent protein folding chaperone; ATP binding.